CCCAAUAGAGAAGUUAAAAUAUGGCUAAUAAUUUUUGUGUUCAUGUGUUUGCCUUGGCCUUGCUUGCCAGCUUUUGUAACUCGGUGCAUUCUUCAGCCCUCAAUGAACGCCACGUAGCACUAUUUGUGUUUGGAGACUCGUUAUUUGAUUCUGGCAACAAUAACUACAUUAAUACUACUAAUGAUUUCAGGGCUAAUUUUCGACCAUAUGGUGAAACAUCUUUCCCCUACCCUACUGGUAGGUUUUCAGAUGGUUUCCUCAUUCCUGAUUUUAUUGCCAAAUUUGCAAAGCUACCAUUAGUUCCGGCGUAUUUCCGGGUGAAGUAUGGACCAUUUAUUAAUGGAGUCAACUUUGCAUCAGCUGGCGCCGGUAAUCUUGCUGAAACCUUUUCCGGCAAGGUAAUUGAUCUUAAAGCGCAGUUGGGAUAUUUCAAGAAAGUUUCAGGACACUUGAAGCAAGAGUUGGGGACUGAGAGAAGAAAAGAAUUGCUCUCUAAUGCUGUUUACAUGUUUAGCAUUGGCAGUAAUGACUACACUAGCACUUUAGCAUCAAACUCCAGCCUUUUCAAUUCACAUACCAAGAAGGAAUACGUGGAUAUGGUGAUUGGCAACUUCACAACUGUUAUUGAGGAAAUAUACAAGGAAGGUGGAAGAAAAUUUGUGUUUUUUUCAGUGGGGCCUAUAGGAUGCAAACCAUCUACUAGGGCUCUCAAUAUUCUACAAACAAACAGCAGUGGUUGCCUGGGGAAUCUCCAAACCUUGGCCAACAUGCACAACGAGGCUCUACAAAAUAUGAUCACCAAUCUAAACAAGAAUUUACAAGGAUUCAAGUAUUCCUACUUCGAUUUCUUCGCAUUUGCCACAUACGUAUCUAAUAACCCAUCAAAAUAUGGUUUCAAAGAUACGAAAACAGCAUGCUGUGGGAGUGGUCCAUUUAGGGGAUUCCCGAGCUGUGGAGGAAAAGGGCAAAUAAAAGAGUACGAAUUAUGCUCCAACGUUGAAGACUAUCUGUUUUUCGACUACGCUCACGCCUCUGAGAAGACCAAUUGGAUUUCCGCUACAGAACUAUGGGAAGGAACCACUUAUGUUGCGCCUAACAAUGUCAAGCUCUUGUUUCAGCUCUAGUUAACGCUCAACUAUAUGCAAUAUAAACAUCUCAAAUUACUCUUCCAAUAAAUAUACCACUUUAAUUAGUGA
This is a messenger RNA of Ipomoea nil (Japanese morning glory), 1196 nucleotides long. RefSeq names its product GDSL esterase/lipase 2-like. Lineage: Eukaryota; Viridiplantae; Streptophyta; Magnoliopsida; Solanales; Convolvulaceae. The record is from RefSeq and is a predicted model, not a curated record. Gene Ontology annotation, molecular function: hydrolase activity, acting on ester bonds. Bases 21 to 1124 code for a protein of 367 amino acids. The transcript is spliced from 5 exons.